Messenger RNA from Adineta ricciae, 831 nucleotides. The record is from the annotation of a GenBank genome assembly. NCBI's taxonomy places the organism in Eukaryota, Metazoa, Rotifera, Eurotatoria, Adinetida, Adinetidae.
AUGUAUACGAAGUCGAUCUUCAUGAGACGAACGUUCUAUUGGUCUGAGCGUACGUGUACAUUUGUAUUUAUUCUUGUAGUCAUACUAAUAUUUAUAUUUUGGACCGAUGUGCCUUUGAAACCAUCAUCUUCUUGUCAGCAAGUGAAUAUUUAUGGGAAAAUCAAUGAACAACGUUGUUAUCCAUUGUUGAUUAACUUUGCUGAUGAAUGUUGUACUCAAUCACAAGAGGACAAUUGCGCAACGGGUCUUCGUUUUGGAAUAAAACAAUGUGUGAGAUUAAAUAUGAAUAUAUUUAAUAAAGAUAAAAUAUUCAUUCGUCGAAAUCGAGAGAUUCUCAGUUAUCGUCGAGGUGCAGGAUUUUGGAUUUGGAAAGCAUAUAUUCUUUGGCAUGAAUUAUACGUUGCACAUAUCAAUCUUCUUGUGACAUUGAUGAAAAAACAAGAUAUUUUAGUAUUCAAACAAACAAAUCAUAGUGAAUGCGCGUAUACAAAACGAGAUGCUUUUAUUCUUCUCAAUGCGGAUACUCCGGAAUAUGUUCACUCGAUGGCUUCUAUCGCUUCUUACAUCAUUGUUCGUAAAAGUAUCGAUAGUUUCUUGUUUGUAUCAGAAUGGCUGACGUAUUCACAAGAUAAUCGAGCAUUGACUGACGAGCCAAAUGUUUUAGGCAAAGCUAAUUAUGACGAAUUUAUCACUCAUCGUCAUGAUCAAUCGAUUCUGGGUAUUUUAGCGAAAAAGUGGAAAUUGAGAAGGUACACAGAUCCCAGUCAAUUUGGAGAGAAUUAUUCACGACCAUUUCCAACAAUAUUUUGGCAUCAUCGUUCAAAAGACUAA